GUUCAGGUUAUAGUAAGGGUGGGAAGCGGCUGUGAACAGUCACACCAUAUUUCUUAACCAAUCGAAGAGCAACGAAUAUAUUGUCCACGAUCCAUUGAUCGGCCAGUGUGUUGUUGGACUGUGACCUCGAACUACUCUAGGUUUAUUUAUUGCCUAAGACAUUUGCGUCUGAUCUAAAACGGCCGAUCGAUACUCCCAAGUCAACCACAGAUCGCGGAUUGAAGAAGAAGGGGAAAAAGCAAAAGAUAUCCAUCGGUAAAGAAACUUUGAACAACAAUGGCCAAGCUGAUUGUCACCAGCCCAAAUGUCACUUAUACUGAAGAGUACAUUGAAAGCAAGUAUAUCUACGAUACCACUGAAGUAAAGAAAGAUAGUGAGAAUAACUCCUUCACUGUCGUGCCCAAAGAAACAUUAUAUACCUUUCAAACGAAACGUAAAGUUCCCAAGCUUGGUUGCAUGUUAGUUGGUUGGGGUGGCAACAAUGGAUGUACACUCACAGCUGCAGUUGUUGCUAACCAGAAGAAUAUUUCAUGGCAUACCAAAGAAGGUUUAAAGAAACCAAACUAUGUUGGAUCCAUGACGCAAGCAUCUACUGUGUGUAUUGGCACAGGAACAGAUGGAGAUGUACAUGUUCCAUUUAAAGAUCUUCUCCCCAUGGUUAAUCCUAAUGAUAUAGUUUUUGAUGGAUGGGAUAUUUCAUCAAUGAACCUUGCUGAUGCAAUGGAAAGAGCCCAAGUCUUAGACUGGAAUCUCCAGAAACAGCUGCGCCCAUUCCUGGCUGACAUGAAGCCACGCCCUUCGAUCUAUUGCCCUGAUUUUAUUGCCGCGAAUCAAGCUGAAAGAGCUGAUAAUGUUCUAACUGGAACAAAACAAAGCAUGAUGGAGCAAAUCAGAGCUGACAUCYGGGACUUUAAAGAAACAAAUAAGUUAGACAAAGUCAUUGUCCUAUGGACUGCCAACACUGAGCGCUUCUGUGAUGUUAGACCAGGUCUUAAUGAAACAGCUGAUGAACUUCUUGCAUCAAUUGCUAGAAAUGAAAGUGAGGUCUCUCCUUCUACUAUCUUUGCUGUGGCUACCAUUUUGGAAGGGUGCUCCUACAUAAAUGGUUCGCCCCAGAACACCAAUGUUCCUGGAUUGAUUGAGCUGGCUGAAAGACACAAGACCUUCCUUGCUGGAGAUGAUUUCAAGUCUGGACAAACUAAGAUGAAGUCUGUCCUGGUUGAUUUCCUUGUCAGUGCUGGCAUCAAGCCUGUGUCUAUUGUUAGCUACAAUCACCUUGGUAACAAUGAUGGCAGGAACCUUUCUGCGCCAAAGCAGUUUCGAUCCAAGGAAAUAUCAAAAAGCAAUGUUGUGGAUGACAUGGUCGAAUCUAAUAGAAUUUUAUAUGGUGAAGGUGAAAAACCUGAUCACUGUGUUGUCAUCAAAUAUGUUCCGUAUGUUGGAGACAGCAAGAGAGCAAUGGAUGAAUAUACCUCUGAGAUCUUCAUGCAUGGUUUGAAUACCAUUGUUAUGCACAACACAUGUGAGGACUCUCUCCUUGCCGCUCCAAUCAUAUUAGACCUUGUCAUUCUCUGUGAAAUCUGUGAGAGAAUCAAGUUUAAGGUUGACGGUGAAGAAGAAUUGCAGUCUUUCAACACUAUCCUCUCAAUAUUAAGUUACUUGCUCAAGGCUCCACUUGUACCCAGGGAUACUCCUGUGGUAAAUGCUCUCUUCAAACAGCGAAGCUGCAUUGAAAAUAUCUUCAGAGCUUGCAUUGGUCUGAAACCUCAAAACCACAUGUUGCUAGAACACAAACACAGCAUUACUGCUGUCAGACACAGAAACACAGAACUCGACAUUGGUUUAAAACGCAAACACGUCUCAAAAAAAGAUGCCGUCCUAUCCAAGAAAGCCAUGUCACAUGUUCACAUGAAUGGGCUAGCAAAUGGCCACACCAAAGGAAUCGCUAAUGGAAUCACUAAUGGCAACACCAAUGGAAUCAUCGAUGGCAAUAUUAAUGGGAUCAGUGAAUGCCGGUGAUAAAUUUAAUCAAACAAUAAACAAUAUUUAAUAAACAGUGACUGGCAUCAAAGGAAUGUUGGUCGGCGAGAAGAAAAGAAAUCCAUCGCUGGAUAUCUUUUUCGGAUCAAUUUAAAAUUCCUAUAUACAAAAAUGAAGUGGUCUUAUAACUUUGAGUUUUUGAAGUAAAAUCUUUGUGUUUGCAAAUGUAGCACGGUAAUUUUAAAACAUGAACAAGUAAAAAGUCCUCAUAUUUGUUGUCUAAUUGCAUCAAGUUAUUUGAAUUUUCUUUUGUCAGUUUUUUUUUUUGUAAUUUGAAAAACAAAUUUGUUAUUGAUAUGUCUUUUGUUAUCAGUUUGAAUAAGAAAGGUACUCUGCCAAAAAAAACCCCAAAUAUUUCUGAUUGAUUGGAAAAAAAGGUUUAUGGAAUUCCUUGUUGUUUUAAAAAAAUUUCAAAACCGAAUAUUAUAUAUAUAUAUGCAUUCAAACAAAGUUGUUGCAAACAUCAUAAUAUUAUGUCGCUCAUUAACUAUGCUUAAAAAGGCUCAAAGUGUUGCUCAGUUUUAAGGGAUGAAAUCUGACCAACGGAUUAUUUUUUUUAGCAUUGAGUUUGUUUUAUGAAAUGUAAAAACUUAUUUGUAAUAAAUAACUUCAACACUGAAAGAGAAAAGGUAGU
Actinia tenebrosa (Australian red waratah sea anemone) is the source of this 2674-nucleotide messenger RNA. RefSeq lists its product as uncharacterized. The record is from RefSeq and is a predicted model, not a curated record. Lineage: Eukaryota; Metazoa; Cnidaria; Anthozoa; Actiniaria; Actiniidae. Gene Ontology annotation, biological process: inositol biosynthetic process; phospholipid biosynthetic process. Gene Ontology annotation, molecular function: inositol-3-phosphate synthase activity.